AUGGACUUCAAUGCCCUUGAUCUACUAGCCUCAGCUGCAGUUCUUCAAACCAGAGAUUCUGAUACAACUGGUGGUACAGAGUGUACUGCUCAAGGUAGUGGAAGUGGUAGUAGUGAGAGCACAGAACAAGGGGCAGAUAAUGAUGAGGAUCCAAAUUCAAGUACUGAAGCGUGUAUAGACUUGAAUGAUACAGAAUCAAAAAUGGGUUCUAUGAAAAAAGGCAAACAUCCUCAAGUAACAUCUGUAGGAGACUUUCCUAAACAAGUGAUUAGUUCUGAUAUGGAUGAAUUGAUUAAUGAAAAAGUUAAUGAAAAGACAAUCAAUGAAGAUGUUACAGUAGAUAUAGUGAAAAGUGAUCUGGUUGAAUGCACUGAUGUGAAAUCUUUAAGUGAGAAGGUAGACAAUUCAGAUACUGAUUCAUGUGUAGAAGAGGAUAUUGAAGAACAUAUAGAAGUGUCUACCUCAACUCUGGUAGAAUUAUCAUCUUUUGAUGUUGAAGAUAGUCCUGGUAAAAUUAAAACUAUUAUGAGAUCACUGUUAACUGGUCAAACUGUUUGUGAUGAUGUAGAUGACUCAACGAAUAAUCCAGAUUCUGACAACUGUGAUGAAAAACACGAGCAAGUUUCCGUUUUAGGGAAUGAUAGUGCUAUUGGAUUAUAUGUAAAUGAUAAGAUAGAUACAGAUUUAAAGAUGGACAAGGACUAUUCUUGUUUAAACUCGAGUAAAAAUGUUGGGAAUCAUUCAAUCAUUGAUUGUGAUAAAGACAAUAUAACUAGCUUACAUGAUAGUGCUCUAGAAUCAUCACAAUCAGCUAGUGACCAAUCUUCAUCACUAGGUGAUAAUGAAUCCCUGCAUUUCUUAGUAGUCUCUGAUCAUUGUUACGCUACAGUGCCAGGAAAAACUUCCAAUUUGAGAUGUUCUUUUCUUAGUGAUGAACCAGAAUCUGAUUCUGGUAUUGAUGGUAAUAGUUCCUCAGAAGAAGCUGAACAUAGGACUAGAAGUAUAUCUUUGGAAAGUAAUUGUUUACAGUGUAGCUUUCCUGAAGUAUCUGGACGAAGUGGUCAAUUGUUAUCUCAGGGAUCUUCUGAUUUAGAAAGAUCACCUAUUGGUAAUUCAGGAUUCCCACUGGGAGGAUUAACAGUGUUAUCACCAACACUAUCAUCAUCUGAUUCACAAUGUAGUGAUUAUCAUAACAAUAGUACUACUGGUAAUCUGGAUACAGUGUGUGAUGCUACUAGAAAACCUGUGGAUUUCGAGGUUGACAGUAGCUUGUCCAGCACCACUAGUGACCCAGCUCCAGAACACAAUCUUAAAGUUGGCAAGUUCAGAAUUGGAAAAUUUGCCUCUUUUACCAAUAUUGAUACUGAUCAGGAGAAAAUCUAUGGGCGAGAUGCUUUUAGUCCUGAGUAUGGUGUUUCCUCUGCGUCAACUGCUUUACCAUCAUCACCUGGUAUACCAUCGUUAUUACAGUCACCCUGUGGUGAUUGGGAUAGAUCAGAUGCUGGAUCUGAAGCUUUAGAUGAUCUAGAAUCAUUCUUAACCCCUGAACCUCCAAAGGAAUUAAUGAUGGUCUUACAAGGUAUCAAAUCUCCUACAACAGCUAUUUCACCACCUGCUGUUCAGUCUAGUGUAGUUCAUCAUGAUCAUGAUUAUUGUUUUCGUAGUGGUACUUUACCACCAAGCCCAGUGACUAGUAAGAAAAAUAUUAAAAGUGAAAAAAGGAAGUACAUGACAGCAGCUAGAAGUCGUGGUACACCAGCUUCAUUGAAAGAAUCUAAACGAUCCAAGAAUUUAAAGAUCAAGAACAAUAUAAAGGGACCUUUGUCAGAAACAAUAGAGAAGGUAAAAAACUCUCUGGCUACCACCCCUGUACCAAUAGACUGUAACUUUAAAAAGCCAGAACAGCCAGUUAAUUCUUUAUUAUUAGAUAAAUUAAACUCAUUAAAUCGACAGAAACGUGUCAAAUCUUUGGAAAUAAAAGAGGAAAUAGUAGAGGAUGGAGAGGUAGAAAUUGAUGCUGGCUCCAAAUUAAAAAUUACAGGAAAAUUUCAAAACGAUUUUGUGUACUUUUUGAAUAAAACCUCAAGAAAUCGUCGACGUUCCUCAGUAGACACAUCAUUACCUCUAGAAACUAAAAAAUCAAUUCAACCAGCUAAACCUAUUGAUAUCAUUAUUCCUCAUUUAACAGAUGAUGAUCUGGAAGUUUUACAAACUAAAGGACGUGCUGGAUUAGCCAGAUUAGAAAAGUUUAGUUCCAAUCCAAAUUUAUUAGAUCGGUUUAGUGCUACAUUACAAACACCAAAUAAUAAAGCUGGAACACCCACAGUGAUAUCAGGUGACCGUAUUAAAAAUGAAAGAAAUAAUGGUGUAGAUGAUGAUGAUAAAAUUAUUAAUACAAUAUUAAGUAUGGAGAAUGAUAAUUUAGCAUCACCUGUACCAGUGGAUAAUGUUCAACAAGAAAUAGACUUUUUUGGUGAUGGUGAAACUAUUAAUCUGAUGGGGGAGAACAUGACCUUAACUAAAGAUCAGGUUGAUUUAUUAUUAAAUGCUGUUAAACAUGUUUCCACUCCUGACAGCUUUACUGGUAAUGAGAAGGUAGAACUAGGAUCAACAGAUUGUGAUCAUAGUUCAACUUGUUCUACAGAAAUAUUGGAUCCUAAUACAUCUGAUGUAGCUAAUCCUGAAUGGACAAUAAAUAAUAAUACUCCAAAACUCGAUAAACAGGAUACAGAUACCGAAUCUACAUAUUCCUCUUCAGAUGUUGGACCAUCAUCGUGUGUAUCAGAUAUUAAAGAAGAUUCACAAGAGUCUUUUGAACUGAGGAGUGAUAUAGUGAUUCAGGAAGAUCAAGGUGACGUAUUAAAAGAUGAUAAUGAUGUUGCUAUACAAAAAGUUUACAAUGAUCAGACUGUAAAUAUUAAAACUGAAUUGGAUAUUAAAAUUGAAGUGAAGGAUGACAUUGUGAUCCCAAAUUUAGAUGGAAAUGUUAAGACUGAAGCUGAGAUCAAAGUAGAAAAGGAUGUGAGUGAAUUAAUAAAGAGUGAUUUAGUUGACAUUGUUGUAAAUGUUGACAGUAAUUUAGUUGACAAAUCGUUAAAUAGAUCAAUAACUAAUGUGACUGACAAUAGAAUUAUGACUGUUGAUGAGAUAGUAAAGCCUAUGAUAAUUGAUAAUGAAUUGGGACAUAUAGAUAUGGUUGAUACCAAGCCUGAUAAAAGUUUAUUGGAUACAGAGUUAAAUGCGUUCCCCAAUUCCCUUGCUCCCUCAUUAUCUGACCUCAGUUUACCUCUAGAAAAAUCAUUUGAGCUUUUGGGAAGUGACUUUCGACUAGAUAAACCAGAUGAACUUUUUCCAGAAGCCCAUGUUGAAUCCAGCAUGCCAGAACCAACAGAAUCUGAUUAUAAUGAUACACCAUGGGUUGUUACAGUGACCGUAUUUUGGAAUGAUUUACCAGCAAUAAUGAUCAAUAAUAGACCCUAUAUAAGACUUGUUGAUAUUCACAAACAGAUUUUACCAGCUAAAGAUACUGGUAUAUUAAAGAAACGAUGUCAGUUAUUGAGCAUACAUGUUGUUAACUGUACAGAAAUGCAGCGUUAUUUUCUAGUGCAGUAUGGUCGUGGGUAUAAUUCAAAAAGUACUUUAAUUGUGGGUAAAGCUGAUGCUUGCCAACUUGUAGGAUAUUAUGCUCAACCUCAACCAAGAUUACCUAGAUCUGAAGAUGGUGUUCUCAAUAAUCUGUCUCGUUUGUCACAACAUAUGGCUAUGAUACGUGGUAAACAAUCCAGAUUUAAUAAGAGAAAACGACCCAACUCUAAAACUGCCAGUAGAAAUACAUCUCCAGAAAGGAAAGAUGGUAUCAAAAAUUGUGUAGUACCAACAUCACCUAAACCUCGAAAACAACCUCCUCCUCAACCAGUUAUACAACCUGAACUCACCAAACGCUUACGACAUAAAAAAAUUAACUUUCUGGAAAUGUUGAAAGGUGAUUCUCAGGAUAAAGUUGAGGUUGAAGAAACAAAUGAAAAGAAAGUAGCACCACAACCUGUUCAGAAAAAGAAAGAAAGUAGUAAAAAGACCAAUAAUCGUACACCUCCAAGCAAUAAAAAGAAAGAAAUAGAAAUUAUAGUGACUCCAGGUGAUGUUAGCUCGGAAGAAGAAGAAGAAUCAGAAGAUUUAUCAGAGACAGAAACAGAAGAAGAAAUUGACGAUUUUUCUGAAGGUGAUGGUGAAUCUGAAUCAGAUGAAGCAGAAGAGAGUGACACUGUAGAGGAAGUGAUAAUAUCUAAGAAGAAAGGAGUAAAAAGUAAUGGUAAUAAUAUGAAACAGUCGCCUAAAAAGUCUCCUAGAUCAACAAAUGAUAAAUCACCAAACAAUAAAGGCAAGCUAGGCCCUCUACGUGUAAAUGUGCAAGGAUUAUUAAAUUUUUCUAAAUCUGUCAAAAAAAGUGCUAUAAAUGAUAAAACUGGAUGUAAAAGUUUAGAUGUUGUACAUAUACCAUUGGAAUUUCAUGAUGGAAGGAUUCCUAUAUCACAAAGUGGAAAAAUAUUUUUGGAUUUAUAUAAAAAGAAAAGUUCACUUUGUGUUAAAUGCGCAGAUUGUGACAAACUGUUGUCCAUUUCAAGUUUUCUACAACAUCAACAUUAUCCUGAAGAAAGUAAAACAUUAACAACAGUGUUAGAUACCCAAACAUUAUCUCUCAAAUCCAGUGAAAUGUCACGAAAUAUCAAACAGUUAUGGGAAGAGUUACAGAAACGCUAUGAAAAGUUUGAAGGCUGUAGGUUUUUAAAACCAGUUGUUAAGGCAGUGAUCUCGCCUCUUAAUUCAGAAAAAUUAUCAAAUUUCAAAUCUGUGAUAGUUCGUGAAAAUUAUCCUCAACAACCUCACCCUGUGGUCAGAGCAAAUAUUCCUGUACCUAAUUUGAAUAUAAGUUUGGAAUGUGAAACAGAUAUUGUUCAUGUGAAUGAAAAGUUGCCACAAACUAUACUUGAUAACAGUGAACAAACUAAUCUUGAUAACAGUGAACUAACAGAUGUUGAAGUGUUGGAAAAUAAGUCAGAAACACUUCAAUUGAAUCAUUGCCAUAUUAAUAAAUGCGAUGUGGAUAAGAAAAGUGAAUUUAGUGCCAAUGAUAAAAUGUUAAAUACUGAGAAAGGUAAUGAAACAGUAAUGGUAAGCUUGGAUUCUGACCCAACAUCAGUUAAACUACAAGAUACAACAAUACAACCUUGUAAAAAAUCUGGUACAGUAAAAUCAAGUGGGACGGAAGUGAAAACUGCGUCUAAAAAUAAUAACAUACAAACCAUGGAUUAUGGGCUUGAUAAAUCGGGUGUCAGGUCAAGCUCAAGAAAACGCAAGAGUAGACAAUAUUUUUCUUUUGAAGAUUAUUCCUUUUCUAAUAAGAAAACAAAAGUGGAUGAAAGUAGUGAAUGUAAGUGA
Messenger RNA from Lottia gigantea (owl limpet), 5436 nucleotides. RefSeq lists its product as hypothetical. NCBI's taxonomy places the organism in Eukaryota, Metazoa, Mollusca, Gastropoda, Lottiidae. The coding region runs from base 1 to 5436 and encodes 1811 amino acids. Gene Ontology annotation, molecular function: SMAD binding. The transcript has 3 exons. The record is from RefSeq and is a predicted model, not a curated record.